Sturnus vulgaris (Common starling) is the source of this 1565-nucleotide messenger RNA. NCBI's taxonomy places the organism in Eukaryota, Metazoa, Chordata, Aves, Passeriformes, Sturnidae. The record is from RefSeq and is a predicted model, not a curated record.
CCAUGGGCCCGGGGUUCGGGCUGCGAUCCGUGCCGUGCCCGGGCGUGCGGACGGUGGUGGAAAAGUAAGAAACAAAAUGAAACCUUUCCAAAAGGUCUGUCUUUUCAAGAGCCUGCUUGCCAAUUGCUGCUGUCACAGCCAACUUGACAGCUGUCUUCUCCCUCUGGUUGCAAAGAAGAUAGGCUGCGUGGUGGGACUGCACAACCAUGGAUUUUGGAGGCCAAAGCCUUUAUUGGACACAGCUAGAUUCACUCUGUCUUUUAACAGUCGGCACAGGAAAAACCAUCGGGAUUCUCAAGCUUUAUGGAAGCAUGAGGCUGUACAGAAGUAUCUGGAGACUCUAAGCAAGGAAUACCAGCAGGUUAGUCAUCAGUUAAAUGCAGACUCAUUAAAUGACUUUGAGCAAAGAGCCCUGAGGAGAAGAUGUGCCGAUCUGUCCCCUAUUGCAGCUGCAUUUCAAGAAAUCAAAGAGGCUGAAAGAGAAGUUCAGGAGUUAGAAGCAAUGUGCACAGAGCUUGACAGCAGAGAUGAGAAACAACUUCUAGAGCUUGCCUUAGAAGAGAAGGAAAGCCUGGAUAAAAAAAUGAACUUGUUGUGCAGAAAGCUUUUCCAGCUUCUAGUGCCAAAGGAAAAAUAUGAUAGAAGUCCUGUCAUAUUAGAAGUGACAGCUGGCAGAACAACUGGAGGUCAGCAAAGCCCCUACAGGGACAUCUGCCAGCAGUUCACUAAAGAGAUGUUUGAGAUGUACCAGAACUACGCUGACUACAAACGUUGGACCUUUGACAUCGUGAACUAUACACCGGCUGAGAUAGGAGGCUUGCAUCAUGCUGCUGCUCAUAUUUCAGGAGAGAAUGUCUACAGGCAUCUGAAAUACGAAGGAGGGACUCACCGAGUCCAGCGAAUCCCUGAGACAGGCAUGUCGUCAAGAAUGCAGCGUAUUCACACUGGGACAAUGUCAGUCAUUGUCCUCCCUCAGCCAGAGGAGGUUGAUGUUAAAGUGGAUCCCAAGGAUUUGCGUAUAGAUACAUUCAGAGCCAGAGGAGCAGGAGGGCAACAUGUUAACAAAACUGAUAGUGCUGUGAGGAUUGUGCACCUUCCCACAGGACUGGCAGUUGAGUGCCAGCAGGAGCGGUCGCAGCAGAUGAACAAGGAAAUAGCUCUGCGGACACUGAGAGCUAAGCUCUACCAGCAGGUCAUUGAAAAGCAGCUCAGUCAGGAGCAGAGCGCCAGGAAACUGCAGUUAGGAACAAGAGCCCAGUCAGAGAGAAUUCGUACUUACAACUUCACCCAGGACAGAGUCACUGACCACAGGAUCUCCUAUGAUGCACGCAAUAUCAAGGAAAUUCUAAGUGGGAAAGAAGCACUGGAUAAGCUAAUCAACAGACUACUGGAGUUUGCAGAGAUAGAGGCUGUCACCCAAUAUCUAGAAAAUUUGCAGGCUUUAGAAGGAGGAGGCUGAAGACCUCAGGUAGAAUUAGAAGAGAAUUGUUGUGUUUGGUAGCCAAAUAAAACAGAUAUGUUUGUCAGAUUAUGAUGUUGAUUAAAACCUAUUUCUCUGUUUUUCA